Centropristis striata (black sea bass) is the source of this 1879-nucleotide messenger RNA. RefSeq names its product sphingomyelin phosphodiesterase acid like 3B (gene smpdl3b). The transcript has 8 exons. The record is from RefSeq and is a predicted model, not a curated record. Gene Ontology annotation, biological process: sphingomyelin catabolic process. NCBI's taxonomy places the organism in Eukaryota, Metazoa, Chordata, Actinopteri, Perciformes, Serranidae. Gene Ontology annotation, molecular function: sphingomyelin phosphodiesterase activity. Bases 349 to 1713 code for a protein of 454 amino acids.
UGUGUUCUGGGCCUGCUGCCAAAAAAUAUGAUAAUAUCAGUUGUUACUAAAGUGUACUCUUUUUAAUUAAGAGAAAAUGCACAAUUGAUGUUUGAAUGUCUUUAUUAUACAACAGGUGUAGCCUCAGAGGAAGGUUGACAAUCAUUAUUUUAUUGAAAAUAGUAAUAAUAUCAACAGAGGGAGUUGAAUAUGCAGAGCCAACAUGCAGCUGAAUCAGUAAUGGACCACCUUCAGGACAAAGACGCGUCAUGAGCAGCUCUAUCUUAUCUCGCUUUGCCCUUUAUAGACUUACCUCUUACACCGCCACUUGAGUUUUGUCGGACGUUUGCCUUCUUCAAAGACUUGAACAUGUCCACAGUAAGACUUCUGCUAUCUUGUCUGCUUUUCAAGCUGGUUAUCGCGCUGUCGGGGAACUUCUGGCACAUCACGGACUUGCACUGGGACCCUUCAUACAAACUGACAGAUAAUCCUGAACUUGUGUGCGCAUCAAGUGGCAGACGACCUGCAGCCAAUGCGGGGAAGUUUGGGGACUAUGCUUGUGACUCACCAUGGCUCCUUAUAAACUCAUCUGUGUAUGCCAUGAAGGAAAUACUACCAGACCCGGACUUCAUCGUAUGGACAGGAGAUGACACGCCACAUGUACCAAAUGAGGAUCUGGGAGAAGAAAAAGUGGUCAACAUCAUCAGCAACCUAACCCACAUUAUUAACCAGGUGUUUCCAAACACUAAAGUGUACUCUGCCCUGGGCAACCACGACUAUCACCCUAAGAGCCAGCUGCCUGCAGGCCCAAACUACAUCUAUGAGCGAACAGCAGAAAUGUGGCAGGACUGGUUGGAUCCAGAAUCACAGAAAACAUUUAAAAAAGGUGGAUUUUACACAGAGAAGCUGCUGAACCGAGCAGGUUUCAGGAUGCUGGUCCUCAACACCAACCUCUACUACGACCAGAACAAGCUGACCCGCAACACCAUCGACCCAGCGGGACAGUUCAUCUGGAUGGAUCGGGUUCUGACACAGGCUGCUAUAGACAAAGAAAAGGUUUACAUCAUUGGCCACGUUCCUCCUGGUUUCUUUGAGAAGAAGCGAGGAAAGCCGUGGUUCAUGCCUGAGUUCAACAGUCUCUACUUACAUUUAAUACAGAAGCAUCAUUCAGUCAUACUGGGACAGUUCUUUGGUCAUCAUCACACCGACAGCUUCAGGAUGUUCUACAGCUCAGAGGGUUCUCCUAUUGGUACCAUGUUCCUGAGUCCAGGUGUCACACCGUGGAAAACCACUCUCCCUGGAGUGGUGGAUGGAGCCAACAACCCUGGGAUCAGACUUUUUGAGUACGACACUCAAACACUCCUGGUCAAAGAUGUGGUGACCUACUAUAUGAACCUGACGUACGCUAAUGCAGUCCAGGGACUCUGGGAGAAAGAGUACCGGCUCACAGAGAGCUUCAGGGUAGCAGACGCCUCCCCGGCCUCCAUGCACCAGGCCCUGCAGCGCAUCGCCACAGACCGCUGCUACCUGCAGAAGUACUACGAGUUCAACUCGGUCAGCUACGACCUGUCAGAGUGUGACAGAGGUUGCCGUGCCGACCACGUGUGUGCAGCCAGAGAGGUAGACUUUGACAGGUAUGAACGCUGUCUGGAGAGAGAAGGGGCGGCUGCCGUUUACGGCGGGAUGCUACCGCUUCUGUCUGUGGCUGCCAGUCUGCUGUUGGCCAAUCGGUAAUGAUUUUAUUUUAUUUAGUGUUUAUUUGAUGUGGACAUAGCAAUUACAUUGGACAGACCAGAUGCAUUGUUUAACCCUUAAUAGGGCACUCAUCGAAAUACUUGCAAAUUCCAGAUUUCAACCCGAGAGAAUAUUGGAGGAUAUUACAUACAGCCAGAAUGUGUAU